Molecule: messenger RNA, 447 nt
Organism: Symbiodinium sp. CCMP2456
Lineage: Eukaryota; Dinophyceae; Suessiales; Symbiodiniaceae
Source: the annotation of a GenBank genome assembly
AUGUCGGACGAGGAGGCAUCCUUCCAGCUACGGAUGUCUGACUCAGAUGCCGCGUCAUGUGAGGAGGGCUCCGGGGCGAUGUUUGGGCUGACGAGCAAGGAAGUUCUGUCCUUGCCACAAGAGAUGCAGUCCGUGCUGCAGAGUACGCAGGAGACCCUGAACCAGCGGAAGCGUCGUCGUCAAGAUGAACAAGAGGCAUUUGAGAAGCGAGCGAGGAGGCGUCAGGAACAUCACAGCCCGGAGCCCAUAUUCAAGACCAAGCGUUGCAGGCCUUCUCCUCCACCUCCUCCUCCUCCUUCUCCUGCUCCUCUUCCUCGCAUUCAGCACGUGGCCGUCAUUUGCAUCAUUUCCAUCGUUUCCAUCAGCAGCAUAACCAUCAUGUCAUCCUCAUCCUCCUCCUCCUCCUCAUCAUCAUCCUCGUCCUCAUCAUCCUCAUCAUCCCCCUGA